AUGGUUCCCAAGGCCCCAGGGGUCCCGCGGGUGAGAACCUGCCCGCUGUUUGCUCCAGAGCCUGAGGUCUUCCCUCACUGUUCUGAGCUCUCUGAGGAGCAGGAAGAGCAGCUCCUGCUGAAGGACUCCGAGUGCAGAGCGCGCCUCUUCCCCAGGCCCUGGGACCUGCGGCAGCUGCAGGUGUGGGAGCGCCCCGUGGCCCUGCAGGCUGAGCUGGCCCUGACCCUGAAGGUCCUGGACACCGUGACAGACCCGGCCCUGGGGGCCGUCCUGGAGCAGCCCCUCCGCACGCUGUGGCACUUCCACUCCCAGCUGCGGGCCUGUGUCCCGGCCCCGCCCACAGCCACCCCCAGGCCCCUCAGCCACCGCCUGUCCCACUGGCUGCAGAGGCUCCACCAGGCCCCCAAGAAGGAGUCCCCUGGCUGCCUCCAGGCCUCUGUGGUCCUCAACCUCUUCCGCCUGCUCACCCGGGACCUCAGAUGCGUCGCCAGGCCUGACCUGUGUGCCUGA
Chinchilla lanigera (long-tailed chinchilla) is the source of this 510-nucleotide messenger RNA. RefSeq names its product interferon lambda-3. The transcript is spliced from 5 exons. Gene Ontology annotation, molecular function: cytokine activity. Gene Ontology annotation, biological process: innate immune response; positive regulation of immune response; defense response to virus. The coding region runs from base 1 to 510 and encodes 169 amino acids. The record is from RefSeq and is a predicted model, not a curated record. NCBI's taxonomy places the organism in Eukaryota, Metazoa, Chordata, Mammalia, Rodentia, Chinchillidae.